AUGAAUUCGAUUUACUGCACUCCGACAACAAUAUGUCCUGAUGUAAGUGCUUCCAGUCGCCCCAAUUACUGCAAGAAAGCGUGUGCAAGAGAUGAACAAUGCAAGAAAAAUAAUAAAAGAUGUCUUUGCGACGGUCCCUGUGGUUUGUCAUGCGUUAAUCCAUCAACAACCUGUCAUCCAUUAGUUGAUCUACCGAACGGUUUCAUCAGAACACCUGGCGAUUUUUUAUUCGGUUCAAAUGCCGAAUAUGGUUGUAAUGAGGGAUAUGUAUUAGUUGGUCCAUCACAGCGACGUUGUCAAGCAAAUCGUGAAUGGAGUGGUACUAAACCUGAAUGCAGAUUACUAAAAAAGUGCGGUCCACCGCCAGAAAUACCGUAUGCGCAACAUGACGGCAAUUCGUAUAGCGGUCAGUAUGAAUUGGAAACCGAAGUGCACUACAAUUGCGUACCCGGUUAUCAUCGUUAUAAUAACAAAGGAAUAACGAUAGCAAAAUGUUUGUUGAAUCGAGAAAAGGCAGCACAAUGGUUUGGUCCAGACAUACGAUGUCGAGCUCGUAGCUGUCCCGAUCCGGGAAAUAUUAUGAACGGAAUGCGGAAAGGUGAAUUGUAUUAUUAUCCACAUACAGUUGAAAUAGUAUGUCUUCCCGGUUAUCAGCUUAUUGGAUCAUCAAUGCUUCGUUGUAUGAGCAACGGGCAAUGGAGUGCUCAAUUACCUCACUGCAAACCAACAGAAUGUAAGAGACCAUCGGAUCCAUUACAUGGCAAAGUACUUGGUAGUUCAUUGACUUAUCAGUCUCGUGUCACCUAUUCAUGCAAAUCAGGCUAUCGACUUGUUGGCCAGGUGCAGAGGAUAUGUCUUGCUGAAGGUGUUUGGGCUGGUAAUGAACCAACUUGUGAAGGUCAGUUAAAAGAAAUUCGUUGUCCAUCGUUACCCCAACUACACAAUGGAUACAUCGAAGGUGAUGACACACAUUUCGGAGCAGUUGUUGUGUUUCGUUGUUUAGAAGGAAUGAAUCAUAUUGGUGCACCAUAUGCAAAAUGUGAAAAUGAUGCACGAUGGUCACAUCCAAUGCCUAUUUGUUUAAGUGGAUGUAAAAUACCUGAAAUAAGCGAUGGACAUGUUGUUAAUCAUAUGCCCUCACAACUUGCUUUACAUGGAGAAAGAUUGAAAGUGGAAUGUGCACCAAAACAUGAAAUAGCUGAGGCAGAAGCGACUAUAGUAUGUCGAAAUGGUACUUGGUCACAUAUGCCAACUUGCAUACCAGUUCGAUGCAAAUCCUGGCCACCAAGAAUGCCAAAUGCCAAAGUUGUAUUCACAAAGUCGUCGCAUGGAGCAUUUGCGCGAUAUGAAUGCAAUGAAGGUUAUCGUCCAUCAACCGUACAUAAUACUGUGAAAUGUUUGUAUGGAAAGUGGUCCACUGAAGGCGAACCAUUUUCUUGUCGACCAGUUCUUUGUGAACAUCCGCUUAAAACGUUUGGAGUUUUGGAAAGUGGACAGAUAAUGCUAGAAGGACAGAUGGGAGCUUAUGACUAUGCGCAAUAUAUAUCGGAAGUGGAAGAAGGUCGUUCGAUUUCAUUUCAAUGUAAAAAAGGAUUUGUGUUGCUCGGAUCACCAAAAGCAACAUGUGUGAAUGGGAAUUGGAUGCCGCGGAAAAAGCCGAAAUGUGUGUCACAAACUCAUCCGAUGGUGGAAGGACAGAUUGCUUGGAUGCGACGUCGGCGUUCUGUUGAAUGUGAAUCGAUUUUGGUUAAUUACAAGCGGAAAAUUGUUGUUACGAAAGAUGAUUGUCGGAUACCGAUACGUAAUCACGUUUUCUUCGUUGAUAUACGAUCGGAGCGAAUCUUGCAAUCGGGUGAUGUUGUGCAGCAUGGCGGUGGAGCGAGGAUGGUUUGCUUACGUGGUUAUGAAUUGCAUGGAAAUGAUAAAUUUGAAUGCAAUCACGGAGUUUUCAUUCAGCAAAUCGGACGCUGCAGACCAAAGCAUUGCAAACUGGAAACAGGUAAAGGCAACAGGUACAGCUCCAAUAAGACAGAACUUCAUCACAAUGAGGAAAUUGAGAUGAUAUGUGAAACGAACGUCAUACGAUUAAAGUGUCGCUUUGGUAAAAUAGAGUCAAAUUUCGGGUGCAGUGAUGAUGAAUUACAAACUGCGUCAUGUCGUCGUCCCAACGAUGAUCAGCCGUUUGUCGCAUACCGUACAACAAAUAUCAGUGGUCAGCCAGUUCGUUUAGAUAUGAGCGUGCAACAGGCUACUUUUCCGCAAAAUACCAUAAUUCAGUAUAUAUGUGUCAACAAUGAAUAUAAACAUAAAGCGAAUGCUAUCGAAUGUCGCAAUGGUGAAUGGUUCACGCGUCUUCUACCUUGUGUGAAUGCAUCUGCAGUUACGUUUGCUACACAAUCCGAUGGAAUGUGCAACAUGCCUAAUCUUGCUUCCUCUUACAAAAUUCUUAAUAUAAAAAAUGCUCAUAUUUCAACAAAGUCACGCUUUGCUCGUGGAACUACUUUAAAGAUAGGCUGUGCUGUGGGAUUUUUGAUAGAAGAAACUAGAACAAUGGAAUUGCGUUGUCGUAGAGGCAAAUGGAUUACCGCUGGUAUGCUCCAUUGCUAUUCAGAUAUACAUUCAUGUGAAUAUCGAAUGAAUGAGAGAUCACAUUUAAUUGCUUUUUCUGCCAAACAUAAACAGCAGAUUACUUUUAAUCAGCGAUUCGCUGAUGGUACGGAAUUAAUCUUCUCAUGUCAAGAGUAUGGUAUGCAACAGUUUAUGGGGAAUGCCGUUAUCACAUGCAAAGGAGGCACAUGGGUGCCGAAAAUACCCAAAUGCAUCACAUUGGACCCAUUCAACAAAAAUGAUGGCGCGCCGCCAAUAAAUUUGGAAUUAGGACGAGGCCUGCAUACCGUAACACCACGAGGACAUCUUGUGGUGAAUAUAUCAACAACGCUUCGACUUCAAUGUUUAUUUCCUCGAAAAAAAGGGCAACCAAAAUGGGAAGUUUCAACAACGUACCGUAAGUAUCCAAAAUCAUGGGUGGAAAUCGACUUGCCUGGCAAAUCCAGCAUAGACGCCUACGAACUGACUAUAACAGCAGCACGCCCUGAAGAUGGAGGAUUUUUCCACUGUGUUCUUCCAAGUGGAUACCGAAAUACUGUCAAAAUUAUUGUGAAAGAUCAGAAAUGUGCAUCAUUUACAAAUUCAACAAAUUUACGGAUUUUCUACACAAGUCCUCAUUUAUUUAUUGGAACAGUUGCACAAUUUUCAUGCAAAAGUGGUUUUUAUGUUGACGGACCACGUUCAUCGACGUGCUUAAGUUCCGGGAAAUGGUCUCAUACCUUACCAAAAUGUCGGGCAUUACAGUGUCCACCACUGGUAAUCAUAGAUCCCGAAAUGAAAGCUGUGGUUACAACGUUCAGGGCGGGAGGUACUGCACGAUUCUCUUGUUCAUUAACACAUUUUCUGGAUGGGAAUCGGAUAUUACAAUGUCUUCCACACGGAGAGUGGUCAGGAAUUGUACCACAGUGUAAAAGUGUGAAAUGUCAAACACCGAAAGUGCCAGGGAAUGGUGCAAUAGUUGGAGAGGUGAAGGAUGAAUAUAAUGUACGGGAAGUGGUUGUAUUUGAAUGUAAACGUGGUUACAUGUUAACUGGUAUCGACUACAGCGUGUGUCAAGCAAAUGGUAACUGGACUUCUGUCGACGUGAAAUGUAUACCAGUCUGUCGUUUUCCUGGAAAACCUGAACAAGGAGACACCACACUGCCAGCUAAACCAUAUCAUCUCGUUGGAGAAAAAGUGGUGUACUACUGUACUUCUACAGAAUACCGUCUAGAUUCAGAAAAUGUACUCGAAUGUAUGUCUUCUGGAAAAUGGAAUCGAAAAGUUCCAAAAUGUGUAUCUAUCGAAAAAAAAACUAAAUAA
Acanthocheilonema viteae is the source of this 3909-nucleotide messenger RNA. Lineage: Eukaryota; Metazoa; Nematoda; Chromadorea; Rhabditida; Onchocercidae. The record is from the annotation of a GenBank genome assembly.